Molecule: messenger RNA, 1443 nt
Organism: Arabidopsis arenosa
Lineage: Eukaryota; Viridiplantae; Streptophyta; Magnoliopsida; Brassicales; Brassicaceae
Source: the annotation of a GenBank genome assembly
CUCUCUCUCUCUCCGAAAAAAAAAACACAGCUUCCCCCGCCGCCGCCGCAAUUCUCUCGCCGGAAAAAUGGUUGAGCCAGCUAGUCCAGAUUCCGACGAAGGGAUCUCGCUGCUCGAGUUUCACGGUAACGGUGACCGUUCCUGGCAGUUAAAUUUCGAUGAUUUCCAGGUUUCACCGGAGCACAAGGAGAAGAAGACUCCGAGUAAACUACACAACUGUCUUGGUUGUUUGGGUCCGGAAGACAAUGUGGCAGAUUAUUACCAGCAGCAAGUAGAGAUGCUUGAGGGCUUCACUGAAAUGGAUGAACUUGCAGAACGUGGCUUUGUUCCUGGAAUGUCAAAGGAAGAGCAGGAUAAUUUGGCUAAAAGCGAGACAUUGGCGAUUAGAAUAUCAAACAUUGCAAACAUGGUUCUUUUUUCUGCUAAAGUCUAUGCUUCUGUCACUAGUGGCUCUUUAGCAAUCAUUGCCUCUACAUUGGACUCUCUUCUUGAUCUUCUUUCUGGCUUCAUCCUCUGGUUUACCGCCUUCUCCAUGCAGACACCCAACCCGUAUCAGUAUCCCAUUGGCAAGAAACGGAUGCAACCACUGGGAAUCCUAGUCUUUGCAUCAGUGAUGGCAACACUUGGAUUGCAGAUUAUCUUGGAAUCUCUUCGCACGAUGUUAUCCAGCCACAAGGAGUUCAGCCUAACAAAAGAGCAAGAAAGUUGGGUAGUUGGGAUCAUGCUUUCUGUUACAUUGGUCAAACUGCUUCUGGUUCUUUACUGCAGAUCCUUCACUAACGAGAUCGUUAAAGCUUAUGCUCAAGAUCACUUCUUCGACGUCAUCACAAACAUCAUCGGACUCAUUGCAGUAAUCCUGGCCAAUUACAUCGACGAUUGGAUUGAUCCAGUUGGAGCUAUCAUUCUUGCAUUAUACACGAUACGGACAUGGUCAAUGACGGUAUUGGAGAACGUGAACUCUCUUGUUGGGAAAUCAGCUAGACCAGAGUAUCUGCAGAAACUAACUUACCUGUGUUGGAACCACCAUAAAGCAAUUAGGCACAUUGAUACAGUGAGGGCUUACACAUUUGGCUCUCAUUAUUUUGUGGAGGUUGACAUUGUUCUCCCAGCUGACAUGCCUCUGCAAGCGGCUCACGACAUUGGAGAAUCGCUGCAAGAGAAGCUCGAGCUGCUAGAGGAGAUCGAACGGGCUUUUGUGCAUCUUGAUUAUGAGUACACUCACAAACCCGAGCACGCUAGAUCCCACCGUUAGCUGUUUCUCCUUUUCAAGUUCUCUACGUUUCUAAAUCGUUACAAAUUAAUCUUCACUGUAUUGUUGUUUAGUAGACAAUUGUGAGAUAAAGGAGUACCUUUGUAACUAUCUACUUUUGUUUUGCCUGUUUCAUUUAGCAACAAGAUUAUAACUUCUCUUCCAGUCUCAAUGAAUAAAGUAGACAUAUGUUA